AUGGCGCGGUUAUUUCACAUCAAUUCGGUAUUAGUGACUGGAGCUAAUCGUGGCUUAGGGUUAAAGCUGGUUGAGACCUUACUGUCGACGAAGAAUCCUCCAAAACAUGUCUUCGCUUCCUACCGAGAUGUUGCCAAGACGAUGAAUUUACAAAGAUUGGCAUCUGAGCAUUCUAAUUUGAAGCUGAUUGAGCUGGAUACUACAAGCGACGUAGGAAUUCAGAAGGCCUUUAACGCUGUAGAAUCGAAUAUAUCAAAUGAUGGACUAGAUGUUUUGAUCAACAAUGCUGCAAUGUUUGAUAAAUCAAAUCUGUAUGAAGUUACAUUUGAAAAGAUGGAAUAUUCCUAUCGAGUAAAUGCAGUAGCCCCAUUGAUGAUGGUGAAGUCAUUUCUUCCUCUGCUGAAAAAAUCUUCAGUUAAUUCUAUCAAUGGAGUUAUUGUGAAUGUUAGCAGUGGCAAUGGAUCUUUAACAAACCCACCGACGUUACCAGAUAAAUAUCCGUAUAAAUGUAGCAAAGUUUGUAUGAUUUCUUAUCAUGAUCUUAUGCUUCUCGUUGCAUUAAAUAUGGUAACGAAAAAUUUAAGUAUUGACUUAGAAAGAUACAAAGUUGCUACCAUGGCAAUAAAUCCUGGUUGGAUGGCAACGGAUAUGGGUAGGCCGAAUGCCCCACGCACCCCAGAUGAAUCAGCCAGAGCUAUUACUGACCUGAUAAAGAGUCUAACAAUAGAUAGAAACGGAGGGUUUUUUGAUAUCCAUGGCAAGACCAUACCGUGGUAG
Messenger RNA from Trichoplax adhaerens, 777 nucleotides. RefSeq lists its product as uncharacterized. NCBI's taxonomy places the organism in Eukaryota, Metazoa, Placozoa, Uniplacotomia, Trichoplacea, Trichoplacidae. The coding region runs from base 1 to 777 and encodes 258 amino acids. The transcript is spliced from 5 exons. The record is from RefSeq and is a predicted model, not a curated record.